AUGACAGAAAUUGGGUUACAGGACAAGGAAUCAAACGUGUUUUACAACUACAAGCUCUGUAAACUGCCGUGUAAAGAAGGCUUUAAUCUCAGUGUGGACGGAUUGAUGUGUGUGGAUGUUGAUGAGUGUUUGUAUUAUACGUGCGAACAGAUCUGUAUUAAUGUUGUUGGUACUUACAGCUGUGAAUGUGAGGUCGGCUACAUGUUGAUGUCCGAUAAAAAAUCAUGUGGGGACAUAGACGAGUGUCAGGAUCACAAGGACAACUGCUCACAGUUAUGUAAGAACACUGUAGGUGGUUACACCUGUAGCUGCCAUCAAGGUUAUGAGUUACACAACGACAGCAGAUUUCUCUGUGUGGAUAUGGACGAAUGUAAACAAAACUUACACACCUGUGAAAAUACCUGUGUCAACACAUUAGGUUCUUACACCUGUACCUGCCCAUUAGGUUACCAACUUGACCAAGAUGGUAGCUCCUGUGUCAAGACCAGAUCACAACCAUCUUGUCCCUGCUCCUGUAGGACUCAGACCAGAAUCAACAUGUCCAGUACUCUAAAGGCCGUUCAGAAAGAAAUUGACCAGAUCAAAAAGAGCUUGACCGUUGAGACUCACGACCUGUCGUCCUACAUACGGAGCAAGACUUCCGCUACAGACGACAGAAUGACGUCAAAGACAGUCGGUUUAUUUGGCGCCAUUUUGUUCGGGAUCACCAUGGGAGUUGUAGUAGUUCCUGACGUCAUCACACUCAUAAAGUUCCUGCUCUCAAAGCUGAGGCCUGUCUUUAGAAAAAACGUCGUCAAUGCUCAGUUAACACCAUCACAGUUGAGGCACAAUGGCUAUAGACAAACCAGCAACCAGAUGAAGGAGAAAUCAUCCAGAGAAAAUUGA
Physella acuta is the source of this 885-nucleotide messenger RNA. Its product is annotated as fibulin-5-like. The record is from RefSeq and is a predicted model, not a curated record. NCBI's taxonomy places the organism in Eukaryota, Metazoa, Mollusca, Gastropoda, Physidae. Gene Ontology annotation, molecular function: calcium ion binding.